This is a messenger RNA of Danaus plexippus (monarch butterfly), 1047 nucleotides long. It is a transcript of the gene Tsen34, whose product is annotated as tRNA-splicing endonuclease subunit Sen34. The coding region runs from base 113 to 961 and encodes 282 amino acids. Gene Ontology annotation, molecular function: tRNA-intron lyase activity; nucleic acid binding. The record is from RefSeq and is a predicted model, not a curated record. Gene Ontology annotation, cellular component: tRNA-intron endonuclease complex. NCBI's taxonomy places the organism in Eukaryota, Metazoa, Arthropoda, Insecta, Lepidoptera, Nymphalidae. The transcript has 7 exons. Gene Ontology annotation, biological process: tRNA splicing, via endonucleolytic cleavage and ligation; tRNA-type intron splice site recognition and cleavage.
UUACUGUCAACUGUCAGUGUGUCAACAAUCGACUAUAAAUUGAUUAUUUAUUAUUUUUGAAACUCUAUUUAUUUUUUUGCAAAUGAAUUCUUAAACCUAAGUGUAGGCGACAAUGAUUCCCUUAUAUGUCAAUAAAGGCGUCGCUUAUGUUUGGAAUGCUGAUGAUUGGCAUACUCUACGAACUACUCAUCGAAUAUGUGGUGCUCUAAUAGGAUCACUUCCCCCGUUUCCUCGCCAGAAUGAUUUUCAAGGCUUACCAAUGGCUUUAAUGUCAGUGGAGGCUGCGUUUUUAGUUGAAAAAGGUAUCUGUGAGCUAAUAGAAUUGCCUAACAUCAAUGAUGAACUAUCUCCAGCACAGAAGCAACAGAUAAAAAAAAUGGAAGAGGGAAUAUUUAAAGAUCAGAGCAAAGCCAUGCAUAAGAAAAGAGUAGAUCAGAUGUCACAGAAGAUUGAUAUAAUUGUUGCUGGCAAAGUACAGAAACUAAAGGCCAAAGGAAAAACUGAUCUUGAAAUUGACAAAGAAGCUUUAUUAAAGGAGGAAAUAAGUAAAUUACCGAUUUUGUCACCUAAUUAUGCCUUGGUACAUUUACCAACUGAACAUUACAUAGAUACGGUGAAAAGAAAAGUGCAAAUAAAUAUUCUACAACCAAGUAUUUUGGACCAAGUAGGAUCUAUUCACUAUGCAAUAUAUAAAGACUUAUGGGAGAAGGGGCAUUACAUCACUAAUGGUUUAAAUUUUGGAUCAGAGUUUCUUGUUUAUCCUGGAGAUCCAGUGAAAUUUCAUGCAUCUUACAUGGUGCGAUGUAUCAACAAUUCCAAACAAUGUUUUCAACCGCCAAGUUUGGUUGCAUUCGGUAGACUGUCAGUGGCAGUUAAUAAAAUGGCUGUACUUGCCUAUUGUAGUGAUUACGGUAAAGUUGAAUACCAAACGCUACAGUGGCAUGACAGCAUUAAUGGUUAAGCUAUUUGUCUGUGUUAUAUUAUGAAUGUGUAUUGUUUGUGAGCUCUAAAUGUGCAUGUAUGUAUAAGAAUAUUGUAUUAUUUGAA